UCACUUUUCGUACAUACGUUAAACGAAUUUCAUGCGAUAGAGAGUUUGACAACAAAAUCUCCACCUAACCUAACUUAAUUUGGUAUUUUCCUCUACUAUUGUUUAAAUAAUUUCGAAUCUACGAAUAUGUAAAGCCAUGUCUUCAAAGCUUGAAAUUCAGUGGACGCCGGCUGCCAAUAAGUUUAUAACGUGGGGUUCUGAAUUGAACUUGUACGAGACUGUGUCGCUUCGAGAUGGUUGUAUACCAACUGUUAAACUAUCGAAUACAAUUGGCGCCAACUUGUUAGCUACCAAUUCUACACACCAUUACGUGAAAUGUAUCGAUAUAUAUCCCAAGUGUGAAAGCGACUUGUUGCUAGCUAUUGGUCAAGUCAAUGGUAGAGUUACACUUCUGACGUUUGGUCCGUCUCAGUUUGACUCUUUGUCUUUGCCAGGGAAAGAGUUUGUACCACGUCAUCCACGGCAAUGCAAUGUGGUCGCCUGGAAUCCGAUAGAAGGAAACUUAAUAGCGGCCGGUUUGGACAAGUAUCGUUCGGAUCAUUCUCUACUGCUAUGGGAUAUCAUGAAAUGUCCAACAGUGAGCGAUAUGAAUGGCUCCGGAAAAUUAGUGGUUAACACUAUGGCCCCCGGUUUAGAAUUGGCAAAACCGGUCGCCGAAUUCGGAGUUUCUGAAAUGACGCACAGUUUGGCGUGGUUCAAUUCGAACAGUAAAUGUGUCGCUGUCGGAAUGAACCUUAAAAAUAUUAAAUUAAUCGAUUUUAGAGAUUCCAGUAAGGCUGUAAAUUCGACCUUAACCAAAGCAGUUUAUGGGCUAUGUAUUGACCCUCACAAUGAUAAGCACUUGGCAUCAUUUAUUGAUAACCAAGUAUGCGUAUGGGAUACGAGAAAUUUUGAAAAACCCAUUGUCACGCUACCGCAUAGUAAAUCGGUGAUUAAAAUAGGCUGGUCUCCAACAAGACAUAAUUUGUUAACCUCGCUCCAAAGGGACAGUUCUGUGAUAACUUUAUAUGAUAUUCAACACACAUUUGUCGGUACCGAAGAAGUUGAACCGUCGGUUCUUGAAAGGGUUAUUGUACCCGGUUCUCCACACAACAUUACCUCAUUUUCGUGGCAUCAUUCUUAUGAAAAUAGACUUCUGACUAUUGCCUUGUCCGGUUCCGUCAACGAUUUCACAGUAUGUGACCGGAUCACUCUGAACUGGGCGCCGAAUUCUAAUAUGGUCUGGACUUUUGGUAGCAAAACAAUGAAGUGCAUAAACGAUGACACGAGCUUGUACGGUACAUUAUGCGAUAUAUCUCAUAAAAUAAAACAAAGAGCCAUCGAUGGUUACGGACUAAAAGACGAUUUUUUAAAAAAUGGAGAGUUAAUAGACGAUGUUAUGGUGUCAAAAUGUUGGAAUUGGCUUCAAAUAAGUUCCCAGCUUGUCGAAGAAGGGAUUUUAAGAGGAUACAAUUCAAAGCAUCCGGGUGUGCGAGCUGUUUUGAAGAUGGAUGGAACAAUUAAUAAAUCUGAACUUAUAUCUAUGGCGUGGACUGAUCUUGGGAAUGUCAAUUGUUACAGUUCAGCAAAAAUUUAUAAGCACGAAGAUAGAGACAAAGCGUUACAUUUGUGCGGUUGGUACUUUGAAAGAGACGUCAGCUCCCUCAGCUUAUUUUUGGAAAGACUGCAAAAGGAGCAGGCGUACUCACGCGCUGCGGCAAUCUCCGUGUUCAAUUUAAAAAUCAAGAUGGCUUUGGACAUUUUAAAUCAGGGCUCGGAAAAUGGUUUACCGAACUUGAACGUCGUCGCCAUGGCGCUCGCGGGCUUUUCAGAUGAUAAAACGAGCAUGUGGCGGCAGUUGUGUUCGGCUACAAGAGCGCAACUCACAGAUCCCUACUUGCGAGCGAUGUUUGCGUUUCUAACCGCCGAAAAUUACAGCUACGAAAAUGUUUUGAAUGAAGAUGGAAUGUUGGUUUGUGAUCGAAUUGCUUUUGCGUGCACUUUUCUCUCCGAUUCUAAGCUCCACGACUACCUUCGAAACUUAACGUCACAACUCAUUGAUGACGGUAAUUUAGACGGUAUUUUACUUACUGGUAAUAGUAAUGAUGGAAUUCGUCUGUUACAAAAAUAUUUGGAUACCACAGGCGAUAUUCAGUCGACUACUAUCAUUGGAGUAAAGGCUUUUUCGAAUGAUAUGUUUGGAAAUGCUGUAAAGGAAUGGGUAUCGAGUUACCGAAACUUAUUGGAUACUUGGCAACUGUGGAACGAAAGAGCCUUGUUUGACAUAAUGCUUAGUUCUUAUAGACCUACUGAUAAACCGCCACAACAAGUGUAUAUUUCCUGUAAUUUUUGUGGUAAAAGUAUAUCGGCUUUCAUGCAGGGUUUAAAUAGGGGUAGGGGUACCUUUUCUAGAAUGGGAGGUACCCCAAACAAGUUAAAGGUGUGCCAAAGUUGUAUGUUUAGCUUUCUAACUUUCACUUUUCAGAUGUCUUCAUGUCCAAAUUGUCGCAAACCUUUACCACGUUGUGCCAUUUGUUUAAUGCACAUGGGAACGACGACCGGGCUGCACAAUAGUGAUGAUGGAGAUAACCGUUUGGCAGAAUUUUCACACUGGUUUACAUGGUGUCAGACUUGUAGGCACGGGGGCCAUGCCUCACACAUGAUACAUUGGUUUAAGGAACAUUCCGAGUGUCCAGUGACCCCAUGUACAUGUCGUUGCUUUUCAGUUGACUCAUUAAGUAAUGAAAUUAGUACGUAAGACCAAAUUUUUAAAUAAAUAAUAAAACACUAUUUUAUA
Molecule: messenger RNA, 2776 nt
Organism: Photinus pyralis (common eastern firefly)
Lineage: Eukaryota; Metazoa; Arthropoda; Insecta; Coleoptera; Lampyridae
Gene: mio
Product: GATOR complex protein MIOS-B
Exons: 10
Coding region: 137-2737 (866 amino acids)
Biological process (GO): cellular response to amino acid starvation; positive regulation of TORC1 signaling
Cellular component (GO): cytoplasm
Molecular function (GO): protein binding
Source: RefSeq, a predicted model, not a curated record